Moesziomyces aphidis is the source of this 2094-nucleotide messenger RNA. Lineage: Eukaryota; Fungi; Basidiomycota; Ustilaginomycetes; Ustilaginales; Ustilaginaceae. The record is from the annotation of a GenBank genome assembly.
AUGAACGUCCUCGCCUCGCCAGCGAAUCCGCUCAAGACAGGCCUCCAAAACGGCCACACCUCGGCCACGGAGCCAAUAGAUCAAGAUGCGGCGCCUCAGCAGGAUCUGUGGUCCAGCAUCCUCAACAGCGUCAAGAGCUCCAAGGCCAUCUCCACGAAGAACGUAGUGCUUCUGGGCGAGCCCGCGUCCGGAAAGUCGUCGCUCCUCACCGCACUCGCCUCCACCUCCCCCUCGGGUCUCGUCAGCGGCCGCUCUUCCUACGCCCAAGACGCGCCCAGCACUACUGCUGUCGAUGACAAGACGACCGCGGCAGCGGCUUCGAGGAGCACCUCCCGUAGCGUCGAUCUCGGGCUCGCCUACGCCUACUUUGAUGUGCCAGACGAGAAGGAUAGAGACGAGACCGUGGCUCGUGUGGGCGCUUACACGAUCCACUCGUCGCAUGCUGCGUACACAUCUCUGCUGCCCUAUGCGUUUCCAGAGUCCAACCUCAGUUCGACCGAGCAAGACACCGCUGCUGCAAUGGCGACGCUUGCUUCCGCUACUAUCUCGUCCUCGGCCACACGCCCAGCUUCGUCCCCUGACCCGAACCGUGGGCCAUUGGGCAAGGCAUCCAUCGAUUCUCUCCGCGACUCGCUUGUCGUUAUCGUGCUCGACUGGGAGCAGCCAUGGACUUUUCUGGAGCAGCUGCGCAACUGGAUCAGCAUCCUGCGCGAGCUCAUCGAUCGCGCCUCGGACGGCGCGCUCUCGUCGCAACAGCAGCGAGAUGCAAAGUGGAGCAAGACGCGUGUGGCGCUCGACGAGAUGAGGGAGCGUCUCGAGGCGUACAUUCGCGCGUACGUCGAGCCUGCGCCCAAGCCGGUCGACGCAGGCGCUGGUGCGGAUGCAAGCGCGCUCGGUGCCGCCUCGGAACAAGACGCAUCGGCGGAGGCAUCGGCUUUGGCGCCACCCAUCACCACGGUCAACGUUCAGCUCGAGGGUGGGGACGACAAUCCACUCACCGACGGCAUGCUGACCGACAAUCUCGGCAUUCCGAUCGUGGUGGUGUGCACCAAGGCGGAUGCGAUUGCGCGGCUCGAGCGCGACAGCGAGUUCAAAGACGAGCAGUUCGACUACAUCCAGCAGGUGCUGCGCACCGUGUGCAUGAAGUACGGCGCAGCGCUCUUCUACACGUCGUCGAUGCGCGCGCAGUCGAUCGACAUCCUGCGUUCCUACCUCCUCCACCGACUCUUUACGCCGUCGCACCAACACCAGCAGCAGACGGGCACGAGCGCAUCCGCUUCAGCCGGUGGUGUGGCGAAUGGGGCUGCGGCGGGGGGUGCGGCGGCGUUUGGCUUUGCGUACCGCGCGUCGACGACGGAUCGAGAUACGCUGCUUGUGCCUGCGGGCUGGGAUAGCUGGGGCAAGAUCCGUGCGCUGCGCGAGCCCUUUGACUGCCAAAGCUUGGGCAAGGGGUGGGAGAGCGAUUGCGAGAUCGAGCGUCAACGUCGCGCGCGCGGUCUGGCACGCACCAAGGAAGUCGAAGAUCAACUCGAGAAGGAACUGCAGUUGGAGCGUCGCGAUGGGGAGGAGGUUCAGUCGGCCAUGAAGCUGUACGAGGACAUUGUGUCCGACUGGCAAGCAGGACCUGCGGGCAAAGAUACGGUCAACAGGGUGCGGAUUCCUGACGAGCAGGCGUUUUUGGGUGGCCACCACGCAACGCUUCAAAAGGACCCCGAUCCGAGGGCGAAGCUCAGCAAGCGCGGAGUCGUUGGUCCGAUGACAGGCGCGAGUGCUGCGCUGCCCUCGGUGGAAAAGUACAUGGCGAGGGAGAGCAAGGAGCCAACAGAGGCAAAGCCGAGAAUCGAACCGGUUCGGCGCGAAAGCACUUCGGCUGCAGCCGCUGCGGCCGUAGCAGCCAUGACGGGCGAGAGAAGCAGACCCGCAAGUCCAGCAAUGAGCCCCAGCGCGGCAUCGCCAGGUGCACCAAAGCAGAGCGAAGUGCUCCACAGCUUCUUCCAGUCCUUGCUCAAGGAUAAAGGCUCGGGAGUGGGAUCGCCCAAGCCAGAUAGGCUUAAUAGAGCUAGCUCGCGACGAGAUCCACCUCCGCAAAAGUAG